Molecule: messenger RNA, 909 nt
Organism: Phoenix dactylifera (date palm)
Lineage: Eukaryota; Viridiplantae; Streptophyta; Magnoliopsida; Arecales; Arecaceae
Source: RefSeq, a predicted model, not a curated record
AGACGCCAACAUCCCUCUUCCCAAAAGAAAGACAAGCUCCUGGUCUCUGCGCCUUCUCCGAAAGCGACCGGAAUCUCCCCGUCCCGCGUUCCAGCUAUAUCCGAACCAAUCCCGGCUGUCACCCCAUGGGGUCCUCUCCUUCCUCGAAUUCUCUCUUCCCCACCUUAUUUAGUCCCUCAAGUCCCCUCUCCGCGUUUCCAGUUCCUCUCCCCUUCUCCUCAUGGCUCACAAUUCGGUGGAGUUCGAGGACUUCCUCCCUCUCAUGGCGGAGAAGCUCGGGGAGGAGGGUCUCAUGGAGGAGCUCUGCAAUGGCUUCCGUCUGCUGAUGGAUCCGAGGAGAAAGCUGAUAACUUUCGAGAGCUUGAAGCGCCACGCGGCGCUGCUGGGCUUGGAAGGGCUCCGGGAUGACGAGCUGAGGGGGAUGCUGAGGGAAGGAGAUCUCGAUGGUGAUGGAGCUUUGAGUGAGAUGGAGUUCUGUGUGCUGAUGGUGAGGCUGAGUCCGGAGUUGAUGGAGCAGUCGCGGCCGUUGCUAGAUGAGGCGUUUCGACAAGCGAUUGGUGGGGGUUUAUGAGCUAGGCUCUCUUCUUCUUCUGCCUGUUCUCUUCUCCGUUCUUGAUGAAAGACUCCUUUUCCUAUCGAGUGAUUUGAUUGUUGGAGGGGGGUCUGAUGUUCAAAUGACGGUCGAAUUGGAAAUUUAACUGAAUUCUCCCAGCGAUGGAGAUCUUUGAAUCUUCAUAUUGAUAAAGUAGAGUCUUUGGAUACUAACAUUUCCGGCCUCUUUUUAAUUUUGCGUUCCAUCUGUUGUCUAGUUUGUAAUUUAUGUGCUUAAUGCGGAUAACCAUACAUGACUUCCUAAUUUAUGUUUGCAUGAUAAAUUUAAUUGGAUACUGAACCAGAUUCUUAAAGCUA